CCAAUCACGAACAAGAAUCGAUUCCUCGCUCCGUCGGUGGUGCAUCAUAUCGACGCGAAUCGUGCUGUGACCCGGGAAGCUCAUCGCCUGAUGUCAUCCCCUCCGCGCCAGAUGUCCUCUCAUGGAAACAACACGGACAGCUUGACACCGAAGAAGAAGAAGCAGCAGCUCACUGGAGGCAGCCAUGCAAACAACCCCACGGCGAAAGGGCUCGUGCGGGAGAUACAGGCUCAGUUGGCCUCUCGACAAGGAUUGCUCGCCGAACAGCGUGAAAUGAUCCUCGCGCAACGAGCAUCCAAUACCAAACUAUAUUCGUCGAUCAUGGACCAACUUUCAGCGAUGGACAAGCAACUGGACGCCCAACUGGCACAUGUCAAGCAGCAACGGCACCAACACGACAGCUAUUCCCGCAACGUGGACAAGUCACUGCGCCAAGCCAGGGCUACGGAAGCUCGCGAUGCAAAGCGUCGUAAACCCGCGCCCCCGAUCUCAGCCCCCCCCGCCACGUCUCCCUUAGUUUUGUCCACAGUGUCGCAUGGCAUGGCCGCAUCCUCCCCGGCGACACCGUCGAGUUCGUCAGCAACGCCGGUCCCGCCCAAGUGGGACGUGCACAAGUGCGGCCAGUUCGGGCACCUCUCGAACCUCCACCGCACCGUGACGCUGGUAGGCGACGGGUGGAAUGUGGUCGUGGCGACGCACCCCGUGGACGCCUUCUCUGUCCGGGUGUCAUGGCCGGCGACUGCUUCCGGCGCCGUUGCCGUCGGCUUCACCCGCGAGCCCAACUGCUGGAAGAUCCCAGUGAACAACCCGCCGCGGAGCUUUCCGUACCACAAGACGGGCUGGUUCGUGAAUGUGAACCAGGGCACCGUGUCGUCCUGCAAUGACGAUGAAUAUGCAAAAGAUCAGAGUAGUCGCCGAUGGACGUUCCAGACGGGGGAAGUGCUGACUGCAGCCUUUGACUUUACCCGCGACGAGAUUACAUUUGCGAAUGAAGGCAACGACCAAGGAACGAUCAUCCUGGACAACGUUCGCAGCAACGCGCUGUACCCUGCCGUCGUGUCAUAUGAUACCGGUGUGCAAGUGGAAUUUGUGUCCAUGUAGUCAUAGAUGUUUGGGUUUUAAUUUCAUGGACAAAUACAAUACCCGUACUAUA
Messenger RNA from Aphanomyces astaci, 1153 nucleotides. RefSeq lists its product as hypothetical. The transcript has a single exon. Bases 91 to 1101 code for a protein of 336 amino acids. Gene Ontology annotation, molecular function: protein binding. NCBI's taxonomy places the organism in Eukaryota, Oomycota, Saprolegniomycetes, Saprolegniales, Verrucalvaceae. The record is from RefSeq and is a predicted model, not a curated record.